GGGAGCAAGAGAGAUAUAAAAAUCCCUUACUCACAGCCUGCAAGCUGUAAGGGACAGAUCGUCUCUAUAGGCUUUUUUUCAUCUUUUUUUUAUUUGCACAUCUACCUGCUUGAUAUUUACGACAGAGAUGGUGCCCGAAGAACUUAUAAAACCAACUGUUUCUGAAGGGACUUCUAUUUGCCAUGCUGAGAGCCUGUGCCAGCAUCUGGAGUGCCUCAAACUUUGUGGAGUGGAUUGUGAGGAUGAGAAGCAAAUGCUGCAAAGCCUCAAUGUGGUCCUGCUGGAAAUAGACGAAGACAUGCAGACAUCAGCGAAGCUGCUCACAGACUAUGAUGUGUUACCAGCAUUGGGAAAAAUACUAAAAACAAGACCAAAUUGUGCACAGAAGGUUGCGCAAGUUAUUGCUGAGCUGGCAAAGAAUGAGGAAACUAGGAAGCCGUGUAUUGAAGCAGGUCUGGUGAUGGCCUUGGUACCUUUGCUGCAGAGUUCAGAUCAGGAAUUGCUUCUGCAUGCUGGCAGAGCCAUUGGUCACAUCUGUUAUGAAAACAAUGAGCUACAAGAGCAGCUGGUGGAACUUGAUGUCAUUACUUCCUUGGUCAAGAUAUUAACAGACUACCCAGAUAAUGAUACGUUGGUGCGUGUGGGUCUCUUGGCCUUGUCCAACCUCGCGGAUCUAGAAAGUGCUAAAGAAGCCUUAAGUAAAACCAUGGUUGUUGAGCAGCUGGUAAAGCAGCUGAAGAGAGCAGAAAACCAUGAAAGAGUUGAAAUUAUUAUUGAGGUCCUCCAGAUGCUGGCAGAGCAUGAGCCCCUUAAGAUGCAACUUGUAAAUGCUUCUGUUCAGGAGACCCUAUGUGAUAUUCUCCAGAGACUGCAAAACAGUUCACAGGCAGAGGACAUGUGUACAAUGAAGUCAUCGUCAGACCUUAUUGUGUCAUUGCUUCUUGGCGAUGAUUCCAUGCAGAAACUUUUUGACCAUGGAUGUGGAGUAGUCUACCAGAAUAUUCCUUUAUGGUUAACCUCUCAGCACACCCUACUUCAGAUGACUGGGGCACUCGCCAUUGCUAAUUUUGCAAGAAAUGAUGCAAACUGUGUGCGAAUGGUGGAGCUAGGUGUAGUUCACCAACUUUUAGACUUGUUGGAACAACAUGUUGAGAACGGAGAUGUUGCUGUUCAGCAUGCAGCUCUCAGUGCUCUACGGAAUCUGGCCAUACCAGUGAUGAACAAAGUACGAAUGUUGGAAGAAGGAGUGGCAAACAGAAUCCAAAUGUUGUUGAGAUCCGAAAUGCCCCCAGUUCAGUUCAAACUAUUGGGUACACUAAGGAUGUUGACUGAUGGCCAAGCUGAUACAGCUAGGAUUCUGGGUCAAGAUUCCAAUUUAUUGGCUAGACUUGUGCAGUGGUGUGAAGCCAAGGACCAUGUUGGAGUACGAGGAGAAGCAAAUCGGCUUUUGGCAUCUCUCUUGCGACACAGCAAGUCUCAAGAUGUAGUCAAGGCUAUUCAAAAGGCCAAAGGUGUGAAGCAUCUGGUAUCCAUGACAACUAGUGAGCACGCCAUUAUGCAAAAUGAAGCCCUUAUCGCAUUAGCCAUUGCAUCUGCCAUCAAUCUUGAGGCUGUUGAAGAAGCCUUCAAAGAGUCAGAGUUAGUAUCAAUCCUGCACAACGUUUUACAAGAUGAAUCUAUGGGACCAGAAGUGAAAUACAACUCCAUGGGUCUGUUAUGCAGCCUCAUAGACUCAGAUGAUUUGCGGAAGGAAAUGGAAGUAACAAACCUGAAAGAAACUUUGGAAAAACUUUGUGGACACAGCAGCAGCAAUGUAAUCAAACAGGCCAGCAAAGUUCUGCGGAUUAUGGAACAUUCAAGGCACAACAGUGACCACUUCUUUCCAUAGUUUUAAUAUUAUGCUUAAAUAGCCAAGCUUGCUUCAAGAACCUAAGAAUAGAGUUAGCCACAAUCUCUGCACCAGCCCAUGUAGCAACCUGCCUCUAGAUUAAAAUAUUUUAGCAACUCUCAGAUAGUAAUGUAAAAAAAUAUGAAUAAGUACAAUAUUUAUUAAGCAUGGAUUUCCAAUAGUGUUGCAACAUAGAGUGAUCUAUUUCACUGAAUGGUAAUAUUAAGAUUCAUUAUUUAUUUUCUCCUAUAUUCAUACUAGUUCUGAAUUACUGUAGAUGUAAAGUGACCUUUUUAAAGACCUAUUUUGUCAUAGCGUGUACGUGUACAAUUCUUUUUUAAAUAAAUGUAAUUUCUUGUUCAGUA
Molecule: messenger RNA, 2253 nt
Organism: Hyla sarda
Lineage: Eukaryota; Metazoa; Chordata; Amphibia; Anura; Hylidae
Product: rap1 GTPase-GDP dissociation stimulator 1-A-like
Exons: 14
Coding region: 128-1888 (586 amino acids)
Biological process (GO): positive regulation of GTPase activity
Cellular component (GO): cytosol
Molecular function (GO): protein binding; guanyl-nucleotide exchange factor activity
Source: RefSeq, a predicted model, not a curated record